Molecule: messenger RNA, 2560 nt
Organism: Carassius gibelio (silver crucian carp)
Lineage: Eukaryota; Metazoa; Chordata; Actinopteri; Cypriniformes; Cyprinidae
Gene: tmx4
Product: thioredoxin-related transmembrane protein 4
Exons: 8
Coding region: 9-932 (307 amino acids)
Source: RefSeq, a predicted model, not a curated record
GUUGAAUCAUGUGCUCCUGCAGCAGCAGCAAUAUGGCGGCACUGAAACACAGCAGAAGCUCCUGCUGGAUCUGUGCUGUGUUCCUGAUGCUUGCGGCUCGAGUCGUCGCUCAGACGGACGCCAGUAAUGUGCAGACGGUGGCCGACGCGAACUGGACGCUCAUUCUGCACGGCGAAUGGAUGAUCAAAUUUUAUGCUCCGUGGUGUCCGGCCUGCCAACAUUUACAAACAGACUGGGAGAGCCUUGGAAGACAAAGCGAAAGUCUGGGAAUAUCAGUGGGCAGGGUUGACGUUACACAACAACCAGGUCUGAGUGGGAGGUUUCUGGUUACAACACUGCCGACUAUAUUUCAUGCUAAAGAUGGCAAUUUCCGCAAAUAUGUUUCAUCACGGACUAUUGAGGAUAUCCAGGCGUAUGUUGUGCAGAAGAAGUGGGAAAUGGUUGAGCCGGUGCCAGGAUGGAGGUCUCCAUCCUCUCUUCUAAUGUCAGGAAUGGCUAAUCUCUUUCGUCUCUCCGUGUGGAUCAGACAAAUCCACACGUACCUGACGAAUACUCUCGGUAUCCCUUCCUGGGGCUCUUAUGUGAUUUUUGCCAUCAUUACGCUCUUUAUGGGACUGAUGCUCGGCCUGAUGCUGGUUUUGAUCGCUGACUGCAUUUGGCCGUCCAGACCCAAGCGCAGAGAAAAAACAGUUGUGAUUGUGAAGGAGGAAGUCUCAGAGGAAGAGGUGGAGGACAUCCUGACGGAGGAGAAACACGCAUCUGACCUGGACAAUGAGAGCGAGCGAGUGUCUGGUGACGAGUCGACCGAAGAGGAAGGAGCGAUGAGCGAUGGAGCCACCGCUGGCAGUGACCAGCCUCCGCCAGAGGGGGCAGCAGAGAGUUCAGUGAGGAAACGCAAACCACUGGAGAAGAACACUACCGAUGGAACAUAAAGUCACUGCAGUUGCCACCAAAACAAGAGGAAUCUGCCAUAUCUGUACGAUAUGCAAAGCAACGCCAGCUAUCAGAUGAUUUCUGCUGAUUUCAUACAUGCAGAACGUGGUUUGCCCAUUCAGUGCUUUCCUCGCGUUUUACCUGCGGUUUCGUUUUUAAGAAUAGUUGCUUAAAUUAUUUGCUGAAAGAUACCACACAUUGACAGUUUCAUAUUUUCUAUAAAUGCCAAAAAUAUGAAUGUGCAUAAAUAGAAUAAUUUAAUGCUGAGGUUGCAAAAAUACCAUGUUUACAGUGUAUUAGGAUGAAUAUCUAAAAAAGGCUCUUAUUUCACUUUAAAAUCAGAAGAAAAGUGCAACCUAUUAAUGUAUAAUUAAUAGUGGUUAUUCUUUUUUUUUUUUUACAUUUUGACAUUGUUGAUGCUGAUUAAGCACAUACAGCAUCACAUGGUGCAUAUACUGUACAUGUGACACUGAAGACUGGAGUAAUGAUGCUGAAAAUUCAGCUUUGCAUCACAGGAAUACAUUACUUUUAAAAUAUAUUCAUAUAGAAAAUAAGCGAUUUUAAAUAUUAAUAAUUUUUCACAAUAUUACUACUUUUAGUGUAUCUUUAAUCAAAUAAAUACUGGCUUGGUGAGCAGAAGAGUCUUCUUUCAAAAAUCAUAAUUAUUGCAAACUCUACACAGUGGUGUGAUUAAUGCAUUUAAAUAUUAAAAUAUGUAUCUUUUUUUCUUCACUUUUUUAUUAAUUGUGUAAUUGUUAUUUUUGACUUGACUUUUUUUAUACUGUAAUGCAGUACACAAAUAUUGUGUUCGAGUAAUAUAAAGAACCGAAAAUUGCAGAACUCAAAAAAAAAAAAGGUACUGGUGUGUUACAAUAUUACAAUUUUUAAGAAAUGUGCUUAAUUGUCAUGAAAAUGUUGCAAUGCAAAACCUAUUAAAACUUCUUAUUAUUUUGGUGUGAAAUAUAAAAGCCAUGCUCUUAACAGGUUUAAUGAGAUGCAUGCAUUACACGGUUGUUUUACCACAAUUCCUUAAUUUGCUGUAUUGAUAAACGCUUCCUCGUUUGUUCAUGUUUCACAUUCUUGCGCCACAACUCAGUCCUGACCGUUUCCAGAAGGAAAGGAGUAUUUUUUGCACUAUAGCUUUCACACACACGAUGCAUAUAGUAUUGAAUUGCACAAACUGUCCAUAAUCAUAGUUCCAUAAACACAGCGUAUUAUCAGACAGAUGUUUUGCCUACCAGGUCUCAGGAUAAAUAUUUCUCAAUGAUAUGAAGAUGUUGUUUUGUACAGUGUAGAUUUGUUAUGUAUUCCCUGUAAUUGCAAAUUUAAUUCAUAAAUUGCAAGAUUAACUUUGACAACGUCUUUGGUAUUAAAAUCGGUGCAGUCUUUAAAAUUUGCCUUUCAUUUUUAUACUCUGGACAGACUGUUUAAAUUCUGUGUAGCAAAUAAAUGUUAGUGAUUUACCAGCACGGAAACACACCAGCACAUCUGUUCAAUGUUUCUGUGUCCUUUAUCAUAUGCUGAACAUCUAUUGUCAUUGUAUUGUGUGAGAGAUUGUUAUAUUGUUAAAAUUGUGUAAGCUGUUCACAACUGUUGGGUUUGUGUUCAUUAAACAGUUUGAUAUGAA